AUGCGAGAAAGGGUUGUUCUGAUUGCCAAGUCCAUAGAAAAUGACAUAAUCAUCCCAGACCCUGCUCCAGAGUGGGUGUCUGAUACCUUCUUGAAGAAAUAUGACGAAUUGGAGCCCAUCCUUGUAAAGGAUAGUGUCUGGUGCUUCCUCCGAUUAUUCGUGAACUGUGCAGGCAAGGGCAUGUCAUGGGAUCUUACCAUCACCGCACAAACCUUAACCUUCAUUGUCUGUUUCAAUGCCCUGCAAUGUGCAAAAGUUCUAUUGGAGGGCAUGGCACCUGAGCUCUAUGGGAUGCACGCCAAUCCCAACUGCAUUAACCAAUAUGGAUACUUCGCGCUCCAUGAAUCUGCUGAAAGGUUCUCUGUUGACAUGAUUAAGCUGCUUUUACGCCAUGGUGCAUCAGCCAAUGUGCGCACAGUUGGCAAUAAUAUCAUUGAGAAUCUACUUCUGCUCCAUGUCGCAGUUGAGAAUACUUGCCUGCAUAAGUAUCUGGAGGACAACCUGGAGGACAAUCUUUCUCGCAGCCAUAAUCCACUGGAUUAUAUCUACAAGCUUAUCCAUCUGCUGUGUCUACCUGAAAUGAAGAUCUUCUUGGAUACAACUAGACUGCUUGCAGAAAAAACAAAUAAUUUACUUCAAGAGCUCUGGAACUACAUUGAGGAUGGAAAACUUAUCCAGUCUGCAGUUCUACUACCAGCUGCUCAAGAGCAGAUCCGUCGGGGCAGUUCUCCGAAGAUAAAUGACAGUAGUAAAAAAAAUGGGUUUGACAUUAUCAAUAACUGUAUAGUGAGGCUUUCAUAUGCCUUGAGAUUGGAGAAAGGUUCACAUGGAAUGACACAUGAGCUUCUGGAGGAAAGGAAGACACUUUUUGAUUAUACAUGGCUGCUUGUUGAUGUAAUUUCCCAUGUCGGUGAAGAUCUUUCUGCAUACAUUCAAGCGCAUUCUGAGGUGCCCCAUGUGGAGGUCUUUCAACAUGUUUCAUCUAUCCUUAAGGAGUACGGAUUUUGCCCUCCUGGAGAUUUCAUGGACACUCUAAACCUCCAGCCUUAUGACUGCAGAAAGUCAAACGGAGAGUCAUGUAAAGGUGUGUCAGAUGCAAACAUGACAGUUACGGAAACGGCCAAUCUGGAUGCUGCAGAGGAAAAGGCUGUGAGAAAGGAAGUAGGCGGAGGAUGGGAUCCCACGUAUACGAAGAGAAGUUAUUUCCCAUAUUGGAGAUCAGUGUUAGAAGCCCGGUUUCCUGUGAGGGUGUAUCCAGCCUAUGCAAGCUCAGAUCCUAGGUCUGGUCUUAAACCUGGACAACUACGUGUUUCUCUGAGUAAGAACUUAAUAAUGGCCAAUGGAUCUACUCCAACUCAAAAUUAUAGACCUGCUCCAGUGCCAAGAAUCUUGCCACUUACAAGCAAUAAUCAACCCAGAAGGUGCUUUAUCACUGCUGCUACUAGUGCGUUCAGGCUCUUGAAGGUGCUAAAGUAGAGUAGAAAGGUAUGCCGGGAGUUUCUCUCCCUGAAUCCUUGUCCCAAGUUUUCUGAACA
This is a messenger RNA of Triticum aestivum (bread wheat), 1535 nucleotides long. RefSeq lists its product as uncharacterized. The coding region runs from base 1 to 1476 and encodes 491 amino acids. Gene Ontology annotation, molecular function: protein binding. The record is from RefSeq and is a predicted model, not a curated record. Gene Ontology annotation, biological process: positive regulation of protein catabolic process; protein ubiquitination. Lineage: Eukaryota; Viridiplantae; Streptophyta; Magnoliopsida; Poales; Poaceae. The transcript is spliced from 7 exons.